AUGCGCGCGCCAUUCCAACCGCACGCAAGUAUCGUUGUUCUCGCGGUGAGCGAGAGCGAGACGAACGCCGACUGUGUCGUGGUGAAGCGUCACCACGACUACGAGACCAAGAGCAAUUUCGAGAACGAUGUGGUGAGCAUGUACCACCACGACCACGCAAACGAGAACGUCGUGGCGAGCGUGUGGCACCACGUCCUCGAGAACGUGGGUGGUGUAGCCAGAUUGACGCACCACAUUUAA
Peronospora matthiolae is the source of this 240-nucleotide messenger RNA. NCBI's taxonomy places the organism in Eukaryota, Oomycota, Peronosporomycetes, Peronosporales, Peronosporaceae. The record is from the annotation of a GenBank genome assembly.